This is a messenger RNA of Solanum lycopersicum (tomato), 1288 nucleotides long. Its product is annotated as lactoylglutathione lyase GLX1. Gene Ontology annotation, cellular component: cytoplasm. Gene Ontology annotation, molecular function: lactoylglutathione lyase activity; metal ion binding. The record is from RefSeq and is a predicted model, not a curated record. NCBI's taxonomy places the organism in Eukaryota, Viridiplantae, Streptophyta, Magnoliopsida, Solanales, Solanaceae.
CCUUCUAAUAUUCAACCACGUGUUCUAUCUCUGUAGUACCGACCGCGUAAGAUCACAGCACAAUUCAUUCAGCAUAAAUUAGCAUCUUCUUGUUUCUAGGUUGUUCAAAUCGAUUCUUCACUUUACCACGACUGAUCUCACUCUCUCUCAAUCUGUAGAACAUGGCGGAAGCAAGUGCACCAGCUGUACCAAGUACUGAGUUGUUGGAGUGGCCAAAGAAAGAUAAGCGCAGAAUGUUGCAUGCUGUAUAUCGUGUCGGUGACCUUGAACGUACCAUCAAGUUUUACACAGAAUGUUUUGGGAUGAAAUUGUUGAGGCAGAGAGAUAUUCCAGAGGAGAAGUAUUCGAAUGCUUUUCUUGGUUUUGGCCCUGAAGAGUCUCACUUUGUGGUUGAGUUGACAUAUAAUUAUGGAGUUGAUAAGUAUGACAUCGGAACCGGCUUUGGGCAUUUUGCUAUUGCCACACCAGAUGUUUACAAACUGGUUGAGGAGAUAAAGGCCAAGGGUGGAACUGUCACAAGGGAGCCUGGUCCUGUCAAGGGUGGAUCUAGUGUUAUUGCUUUUGUCAAAGAUCCUGAUGGCUACCUAUUUGAAAUCAUCCAGAGAGAGUCUACUCCUGAACCACUUUGCCAAGUGAUGCUUCGUGUGGGGGAUCUUGAACGUGCGAUCAAAUUCUACGAAAAGGCACUUGGGAUGCAAGUGGUGAAGAAAGUUGAUAGACCAGAGCAUAAGUAUACCAUUGCUAUGAUGGGAUAUGCUCCAGAGAAAGAGACGACUGUUAUUGAGUUGACAUACAACUAUGGUGUGACUGAAUACACAAAGGGAAAUGCAUACGCACAGAUUGCAAUAGGCACUGAUGAUGUCUACAAAAGCGCGAAGGUUGUCAAUCUUGCUAUCCAAGAGCUCGGAGGAAAGAUAACUAGACAGCCAGGAUCAAUUCCUGGACUUAACACCAAGAUAACUUCAUUUCUGGAUCCAGAUGGCUGGAAAACAGUGCUGGUUGACAAUAAGGAUUUUCUGAAGGAGCUAGAAUCGUCCAAGUAACUGGUCAAGAAGAUGCUUGUUCGUAUUUCACUAGAUAUCAAUAAAUAAUCUGCUGUGGUGUUUAUCUUCACAUGCAGACUAAUGCAUAUGUGUCUAGUACCGUAAUCAACUACUCCUUUAAGCACUUCUCCAGACAUUUUCGUGUGUUACAAUGUGAAUUUGACAUCUCUAACUUGCUGAGUAUGUCUUGCUGGUUCCUAUUCACCUUUUGAGUUUGUGUAUGUAUGAAAUUAUCCAAUCAGCAA